UCUGUCUAUGACUGGCUGUUUUCUUCCCCGUUUGGGAAAAUCACUCUUCUGAUUGGCUAAACCAGGUAUCCAUCAGCCAUGACAGGCAUUGGUGUACAUAAUGUGUUUCAGAAAUGAAACCAAAUUUCGCCUCUGACUCAAAAAUAAACAGGAAAACAAAGCCUAGACGUCUUCUAUAAACAAGGGCUCGGCAAUUCUCGUUGACGAUCAGUCCACCUGCGUCAAAGGGUGAAAUUUAAGCGGCAAUCCCUUUACGUGUAAUAAUCCUGGAAUGGAGCUAAACUAUGCUUGGUCAACAAAGGUGGGCUAUUUUCUUGUUUGUAGGCCUAAAUACGCGUAGCCGAAUAAUUUUCCAGGUAAGCUAUUUGCUGAAUACAUGAAGAUGCAACAAUAUUUCCACUUAUAUGUAGAUUAUAGCAUAGGAGGAGGCUGGCUGCGUGUACCUCGGCAUUGUUGCCUUUCAAAAGGCCAGCAGCACAAGGAACGCUUAUGUUUAUAAGUUAAAAUCAGAGCCAUAGGCUCUACGUAAAACAGUAGGAUAUUUGUAGGCUGUAAUGUGGUUUAAAACGCUCUCUGUCUCAAUAUCCGUGGUUGUGAUUCCGCUGGAGUCGCAGAGCACAUUUCGCAACACUGUCCAUUGUGUCAGCAGCGUUUUCCCAGGGACAUGUCUAUAUUGGCGUACAUGAUUAACGUAGGCAGUUUUAUGCUAGGCAAACUGUGGAACUUUUGUAAUAUUAUGGCUUAUUAUUUGCUGCAAGAAUUGUUUUUGUGUACCCAAAUCCACACCUGUCAGUUGUCUGUCUGUCGUGUCUUUCAAGCAUAGCCACGUCCAUGUUCCAGUGAUGGAUGGAGCACAGGUGUGGUUUGGCUUCCUUUCCUCGCCUCCUCUCCUUUAUCUACUUUCAUGUGAGGAGCUGGAUAGGUCCAAUCAGUAGCUAGGGGCUUGAUUGCUGAAGGUAACUGAAGCGGUGGUUACCAUGGCGGCACACUUUGACACAGAGUACCAGCGCCUAGAGGCUUCAUACAGCGACUCUCCACCCGGAGAGGAGAACCUACUGGUGCACAUACCUGAUGGAAACAAGUCCCCGUGGCACCACAUAGAGAAUUUGGACCUGUUCUUCCAGAGGGUCUAUAACCUGCACCAGAAGAAUGGCUUCACCUGUAUGCUGCUGGGAGAGGUCUUUGAGCUGGUUCAGUUGCUGUUUGUGGUAGGGUUCACCGUCUUCUUGGCUAACUGUGUGGACUAUGACAUUCUGUUCGCUAACAAGUUUGUCAACCACACCGACUCCUCCAAAGUCACUCUGCCUGACGCCUUCCUGCCUGUGGACGUCUGCAGUGCAAGUAUCCGUGACAACGUGACAGUGAUGUUUGUGUUGAUGAUAUCUGGAGUGUUCUGGCUGCAUCGCCUCAUCAAGUUCAUAUACAACGUCUGCUGCUACUGGGAGAUACGCUCCUUUUACACCAACGCACUCAAGAUGAGCAUGGCAGAGCUGCCAUACUUCACAUGGCAGGAGGUUCAGGCCCGGAUCGUUGAGAUCCAGAAGGAACACCAGAUCUGUAUCCACAAGAAAGAACUCACAGAACUGGACAUAUACCACCGUAUCCUGCGCUUCAAAAACUACAUGGUUGCCAUGGUAAAUAAGUCCCUCCUUCCUGUGCGUUUCCGCCCGCCACUGCUCGGGGAGAGUGUGUUUUACACCCGCGGCCUCAAGUACAACUUUGAACUCAUCCUCUUCUGGGGGCCAGGCUCUCUGUUUGAGAGUGAGUGGAGUUUGAAGCCGCAGUAUAAGAGAGGUGGUAACAGGUUGGAGCUGGCAGACAAACUGGCAUCACGUAUACUGUGGAUCGGCAUCGCUAACCUCUUACUCUGUCCUGUCGUACUGGUCUGGCAAAUACUGUAUGCCUUCUUCAGCUAUACAGAGGUGAUAAAGCGUGAGCCAGGUAGUUUGGGAGCGAGGUGUUGGUCUCUGUACGGUCGAUGUUACUUUCGCCACUUCAAUGAGCUCGACCACGAACUGAUGUCACGGCUCAGCAAGGGCUACAAAGCGUCCUCUAGGUAUAUGAACUGCUUCCUGUCCUCGUUGCUGACGGUGGUGGCUAAGAACGUGGCGUUUUUUGCUGGCUCCCUAUUGGCUGUCCUCAUUGCUCUGACCAUCUACGACGAAGACGUCCUCGCCGUGGAACACGUCCUGUCAUCCAUCACCCUGCUGGGAGUGUGUAUCACUGUCUGCAGGUCUUUUAUCCCAGAUAAACACCUGGUUUACUGUCCAGAGCAGCUGCUCAGGGUGAUUCUGGCUCACAUCCACUACAUGCCAGACCACUGGCAGGGCAACGCUCAUCGCUACGAGACACGAGACCAGUUCUCACAGCUCUUCCAGUACAAGGCUGUGUUUAUCCUAGAGGAGCUGAUCAGCCCCCUGGUGACUCCCUUCAUCUUGAUCUUCAGUCUGAGGAGGAAGUCUCUGGAGAUCAUUGACUUCUUCAGGAACUUCACCGUGGAGGUGGUAGGGGUGGGAGAUACCUGCUCCUUCGCUCAGAUGGACAUCAGACAGCACGGACACCCCGCGUGGAUGUCUGAGGGGAAGACAGAGGCAUCUAUUUACCAACAGGCGGAGGAUGGAAAGACUGAGCUUUCCCUGAUGCAUUUUGCCAUCACCAACCCCCAGUGGCAGCCCCCCACUGAGACCACUCACUUCAUCAGCCAGCUGAAGGAGAGAGUACAGAGAGAGGCUACAGGAGACAGACACACUCUCACCUCACUGUCAGAGUCAGCGCCAAGGAGUCUGAUAGCUAACUUCCUGGCAGGUCCCCCCUCAUUGGCCUCUCUUCAUCUGGGGCAGGACGGCUUCUUGACCAAUCACGGGGCGGUGGGUGUUAGCGACGGGGCGUCAGCCUUGCGCUCCCUCUCAGUCAGCAGCAUGAGGGGCAGCUGUAGCUCCGCCCAUAGGUCAGCCGGACACGCUUCUUCUGCAAGCAGAGCCAUGGCGGGAUCAAGUACUGAUGCUCGAACUGCUAGUUCAGGCAGUAGUGUGUGGGAAGGUCAACUGACAAGUCUUGUCCUAUCAGAAUACGCCUCCACGGAGAUGAGCAUCCACACACUCUAUAUACAUGAGCUCCAUAAGCAGCAGUCUGGAGGGGAGUUGUCCCGGCACACCUGGCACAGGCAGGACAGUGACGACAGUAGUGACAGCAUCACCGAGGAGGGGGGUUCAGGGUCAGGGAACACUAACCUCCGAAACCCCAUCCCCCGCUCACACACCUUCCCUAUCUCCACCCCUAUCUCCACCCCUGGCCCUAUCCCCAGCUCUAACUCGGGCCCUAACCCUGACCGAGGUACCACUCCGGGACAGGAAGUGGCACCACUCCAGAGCAACAGCCAGCGUCGCUACGGGGGGAACACGAACUCUGUCGGCCCUGGGGGCAGAGUGGUGAGUUCGGCGCGUGUGCCCAUGGGGGGUUGGGCAGAGGAGGGACGAGGAGGCCGACACCCCGACACUGUACCUGAGGAGGGCUCAGAGGACGACAUGCCUCCCAACAUACACAAGGUGACGUAACUGACCAGGGAGACCCCACCCCCCCUCCUUCGCAAACAAACCACACAUCCUCAUCCUACCAGAGAAGAACUUCCUGCUCAUCUGUGAACUUUUGACCAUGGCUUCACCUUUGACCCCAGGUGGUUAGACCUGUGGGAUAGCAGAAUGCCGUGUUAUUCACUCUGGGCUAGAGAAAAACAAUCGAGUAACAGUGUGAAGAUUACAAGGACUUCUUCUUGACACCCUCUGUGGAUGACACUUCAGCCAAUCAAGUGACGGUGGUUGAUGACUUCAUCAUAACUGACAGCAUAGAAACCGUAUCAUAUUUGUUGGCUUUUAUAGUUGCCUUCUAGACACUAAUCUAAGGCCAGCUUUAUGGUUUGUCGCCAUAAUGGUUAAGGUUAGGAUUUAGGGAGGAUAAACUGAUCAUAUCUGUGCCUAAGGGCAACGUCUAUCCAGAGAUUACUUUUUCUUCUUGCAUUCGUUUGCAAAUCACGUGUGGGUGUAAACUGCAAUUAAUGUACAUUUUUAAAGAUAACAGACAAGUUUGUCAUUUUUUUAAAUUCUUUGUUUUUUCUAUUUGUGCUGCUUAUAUUUAUUGCACUUUCAGAGAAAAAUGGUGGUGUGUGUGUGUGUAUAUAUAUAUAUAUAUAUAUAUAUAUAUAUAUAUAUAUAUAUAUAUAUAUAUAUAUAUAUAUAUAUAUAUAUAUAUAUAUAUAUAUAUAUAUAUAUAUAUAUAUAUAUAUGCACAUGUGUGUGUGUGUGACGUGACAUGACAGGAGAGCGGACCUCCACCAAAGUAUGACUGCAUUGGCACGAGGAAUCCUUUUGGGUUUGGGUGGUAGAUUGGGUGAUAGUGUUGUACAAAGAUCUCAUAGACAUGAAGCAGGCACUAUAGUAGGCACUAUACACCGUGUGCGUAGACAUACUGUUGUAAUUCAAAUCAGGACAUUGGACUAUUCUAAGUAUACCAUUGAGGUGUAGAUAGUUAAUAAAUAGAGAUAUACAAUAAACACAUCAUAGUUAUUGUUUUUGUUUCAUACAAACACUAUUUAAUUAAAGAAAGCAAACUUACCAGGCUGGUUGGAACAUGUAACUUCAGCCUCUUCAGUGCCAUAUUUAAGCGCUUAAAGCAGCAAACCACAGUUGAAAUGAUAACGCACCCCCUAUCACUGUUUCAGUAAAUGGUUGAAGGAUGGGGCUGGAGAAAUGUAACCACUCAAAAUCCUAGACGGAGCUGUGGAUGCAAGGACUUACCAUCCAUUCUGUUUUAACCAUGUUUUGAGGCUAUACAGUGUUUGUUUACAUUUACAAAUGUAUAUUUUGGCUUCUGAUGGGGUGUGACAGUGGAACUAAGCUCAUGGUGCAUUUAUAAGUUCUACUCUCCAAGAAUCAAUGGGUUUAUAUCCAAGAUGGAUUUAAGUCCAAAAAAUGUAUAUAGUAACUGCAGAUUGCCCCUUUAAGCACAACCAUCCCAUAACUAUACAGCAAUGAACCUUCAAUCGACACUAACAGCUGGAUAGAAUAGUCAGCAUCAGGCCAACUGCAUGUUUUUUCUGCCCAACUGUCUGGGGAAGAAAGAGAAUGCACCUUAUUGACUUUUAUUAAAUCCAAAGGAUGUCACUUAUCAUUGUUAGUAUAUUAAUUUCGAUCAGUUCAUAUUUGUAUGACUUUAUUUUAACCAGGGCUUGUGCCACCUUCAGAGAGUUGAGGUUGAGAUGCAUGGUGAUUUACAGGUGAUUGUUUUUUGUUGUUCACACUGAUUCUGGACUCACAAGUAGACUAGCCUGGUCCCAGAUCUGUUUUAAGUGCUGUAUAACCAGCCCAAUAUGGUCGACCAUACAGCACUAACAGAUCUGGGACCAGGCUAAAGAUGACAGAUGCUUUCAAUAGAUACUGUCAGAGACUACAGCUGGGUAUUCAUUUCUAGAAGGCAAGCUCUGCAGCGCUGCUCGCUUUAUUGAUUGAUAUAUUAAUGUAAUUGAGUGGCCAGCCAGAGAGUCCAAUCUGAAUCAGAUCCUGGGUAAAAAUAGAAGGCAGACCUGGAGGAAUGGAUUUGCAUAAUGUAAAGGGUCUCCUGGGACACAGUGGUACAAGUUUAACAAGGUACUAGGAUGCCUGAGCUGACACAUAUAGCCUAUCUGUUUUUGUUUUUAUAGAUUGUCCUGUAAAUUGCCAUUUUGUACAGUUGUAAAUCAUCAAUAAAAAUGUAUUUAAUAACUUUA
Salvelinus fontinalis (brook trout) is the source of this 5758-nucleotide messenger RNA. RefSeq names its product autophagy-related protein 9A-like. Lineage: Eukaryota; Metazoa; Chordata; Actinopteri; Salmoniformes; Salmonidae. The record is from RefSeq and is a predicted model, not a curated record. The coding region runs from base 978 to 3554 and encodes 858 amino acids. Gene Ontology annotation, biological process: autophagy of mitochondrion; protein localization to phagophore assembly site. The transcript is spliced from 20 exons. Gene Ontology annotation, cellular component: autophagosome; phagophore assembly site.